GCGGAAGGGGCCGUAGGCGCCAUGUCGGGCCGCGAAGGUGGCAAGAAGAAGCCCCUGAAACAGCCCAAGAAGCAGGCCAAGGAGAUGGAUGAGGAGGAUAAGGCUUUCAAGCAGAAACAAAAAGAGGAGCAGAAGAAACUCGAGGAGCUGAAAGCGAAGGCCACGGGGAAGGGUCCCCUGGCCACAGGUGGAAUUAAGAAAUCUGGCAAAAAGUAAGCUCUUCAUAUUCCUGAGAUGAUGGUGACCCUCUUGCAUUCCUAUUUAAACAUCUGGAUUCCCUGCCAUAACAUCUUUUGCCACCUAUAGCUAGAGUAAAGUGAUGUCCUGGAGCCUGUUGUACAUUGUAAUAAACUUUUGUAAAAAAAUUAUACAAUGGCUCACUGUCUCUAGUUUCCAUUGAGCUUACCCCUACCUCAGAAUUUUAAGUAAAUCCAGCCUGGAAUCCUGACAGAGCCUGUUGUUCCAUCUUAAUUGUACUUUGAAUUCUGUAUCAUCUUGAAUUAAACAAACUCAUUUAAAAGGC
This is a messenger RNA of Nannospalax galili (Upper Galilee mountains blind mole rat), 523 nucleotides long. RefSeq names its product translation machinery associated 7 homolog (gene Tma7). The record is from RefSeq and is a predicted model, not a curated record. Bases 22 to 216 code for a protein of 64 amino acids. NCBI's taxonomy places the organism in Eukaryota, Metazoa, Chordata, Mammalia, Rodentia, Spalacidae. The transcript has a single exon.